Molecule: messenger RNA, 3719 nt
Organism: Callithrix jacchus (white-tufted-ear marmoset)
Lineage: Eukaryota; Metazoa; Chordata; Mammalia; Primates; Cebidae
Source: RefSeq, a predicted model, not a curated record
CGGACUGCGGGCUGCUGGUGGGCGCAGCCUUGGAGGCAAGGCUGCAGACUUCCAUGACUGCCUUGGGUUCAGGGACGCCCUCACAUUCUCCCAGGCCUGUGCCGGGUGGGCUGUGUUGGGCCCGAGCCUCGCGCGCCCCCUAAGCCGAGGCCGCCAAGCUCGUUCCUACUGGGGCGCGAUCGGGUGUCGCGGUUGCUUUCUGGAGAGGACCGCCGUGUUGGGUUUGUGAGGUUAGAGACACAAGGCCGUCACCCUUCAGCUCUAGGUUAGGAAUCUCGUUCCUACUUUUCUUUUUUUUUUUUUUUGAGAUGGAGGUUUGCCCUGUCGCCCAGGCUGGAAUGCAGUGGCGCGAUUUUGGCUCACCGCAACCUCCGCUUCCCGGGUUCGAGCGAUUCUCCUUCCUCAGCCUCCCUAGUAGCUGGAUUACAGGCGCGCACCACCACACCGGCCUAAUUUUGUGUUUUUGGUAGAGAUAGGGUUUCUCCACGUUGGUCGGGCUGGUCUCGAACUCCGGACCUCAAAUGAUCCGCCUGCCUUAGCCCCCCAAAGUGCUGGGAUUACAGGCGUGAGCCACCACGCCCGGCGUUCCUACUUUUCAUCAGCACAUACAUCAUGAGUUCUGCCUGAUUCCACGGUGACCCCUGGAAAUCCACAAUCAGAUUGAGAUAAGAUCCUUUAGUGAAGUGACUUAGCCUGGUCUCUUGCCAGCUCUUUCACGGGGAACAGCGCUAAUCGCCUACUUAGUCUAAGUCAUGAUGCACGGAUUUGCUGCUAAUCGUCGGAUCUGAGAGUGGGAACAAGAAAUCUGGACUUGUGCUCUCCAUCCACUUAGAGCAAGUCUGGGAAAAUAAGUCUGAGCAAAAGGUCUUUGUUCCUUAAGCCUCUGUCGGACAGCAGGGGGAGAUCGUAGACAAAUGAAGCACUUAAUCUCAGGCCGAGUGCCUGGGAAGGUGGUUUCUGUAUGGUGUUGUUUAUGCUAAUAGGGAGGGACAGGAAAUUGUUUUAAACUGGCCAAGAAUUUCUUGAAGUGCUUUGGAGAACGUCGACCUCUAAGAGCAGGGUCUGUUGGAGAAGAGAUGUUUUGGCCUCAUUUGCCCUUUUCUCCCAGUCCCAUUACACACCCACUCCCCCACUUCCCCCGCAUUGGAAUCUCCAACUGCUGCAGGUCCUCCUCCUUACUGUGCGCCUAGCACUCAGGCCAGCUGUUGCUGGUCUCUGCAGGGGCUGUAGCUCCUGUCUGCUCUGUGCUCUGCACAGUCUGACACUGCUUGUAAGGCUGCUGUCAGUAUUCCACUAAAGACAUCUGUUGGCCUCCUCUGGUCUCUCCUUCCUCUGAGCCUCUGAGUGGGUCCAGUGUCAUUGAGGCCCCCGAUCACCUAGGAAGUCUCUUGCCUCCCUAAGACUUGUAUGCUGAGGUUAAAAUUAUCCAAGUAAAGACUUCCCAAGAGAGAGUACUCUUUUUUUUCUUUUUUCAUGCAAUACUACACAGCCAUAGAGUAUAGACUCUUAAGACAUAUGCAGAGAAACCUGUUACUUAGAAACUUCUCCUUGGCCAGGCGUGAUGGCUCAGGCCUGUAAUCCCAGCACUUUGGGGGGCUGAGGUGGGCAGAUCACCUGAAGUCAGGAGUUUGAGACCAGCCUGGCCAACAUGGUGAAACCCCAUCUCUACUAAAAAUACAAAAUGAGCCAAGUGUGGUGGCACAUGCCUGUAAUCCCAGCUCCUUGGGAGGCUGAGGCAGGAGAAUCGCUGGAACCCAGGAGGUGGAGGCUGCAGUGAGCCCAGAUCAUGCCACUGAACUCCAGCCUGGGCAACAGAAUGAGACUUCAUCUCAAAAAAAAAAAAAAAGAAGAAGCUUUUCCUUAGGCUCACUGAAGUACUUGGCAAAAUUGAUUUGCUCCAGGGAUUUGCUAGGGAGGAGAGAGGAAGGCAAUAUGGUGUUGUUAUCUCUUUCAUGUUUUAAAUUCAUCUGCCCUUGUGGUGCUGAGGCCUAGCACAAGGUAAAAUCUGAGUCCCCAGGAUCUUCCUGGUGGUCUUAGGAACACUUGGGGUGAAAAGUAGGGUGGUAAGUUGCUGACUGAGCCAUAGAUGAUCAAAGUUGUGUGUGGGUAGCUGGAGGAGCUGAUGGAGUUAAUCCAUUCAGCCCCCUGACCUUCCCUUGCCUGACCCGGAAGUCUUGGGCUCCCUUCGGCACCUCUGCUAUGUCAGCAGCACCAGGGCUGCCAGCUGUUUACGGCUGUGCGCUUGCCUGGAGGAGCCAGUCUGCGGUGCGGUUUCCUGCUUCAGUGGACAAAGCAUCCACGUUGUGACUUGGAAUGUGGCCUCAGCAGCACCCCCUCUAGAUCUCAGUGACCUGCUUCAGCUGAACAACCAGAAUGCAAAUCUUGACAUAUAUAUCAUUGGUUUGCAGGAAUUGAACUCUGGAAUCAUAAGCCUCCUUUCCGAUGCUGCCUUUAAUGACUCAUGGAGCAGUUUCCUCAUGGAUACGCUUUCCCCUCUGAGCUUCAUCAAGGUCUCCCACGUGCGUAUGCAAGGGAUCCUCUUACUGGUCUUUGCCAAGUAUCAGCAUUUGCCCUAUCUCCAGAUUCUCUCUACUAAAUCCACCCCCACCGGCCUGUUUGGGUACUGGGGGAACAAAGGAGGAGUCAACAUCUGCCUGAAGCUGUAUGGCUACUACAUCAGCAUCAUCAACUGCCACCUGCCUCCCCACAUUUCCAACAAUUACCAGCGGCUGGAGCACUUUGACCGGAUCCUGGAGAUGCAGAAUUUUGGGGGACAAGAUAUUCCCAACAUCCUGGAUCAUGACCUCAUUAUCUGGUUUGGAGACAUGAACUUUCGCAUCGAGGACUUUGGGUUGCACUUUGUCCGGGAAUCCAUUAAAAAUCGGUGCUACAGUGACCUGUGGGAGAAGGAUCAGCUCAGCAUUGCCAAGAAACAUGACCCACUGCUCCGGGAGUUCCAGGAGGGCCGCCUGCUCUUCCCACCCACCUACAAGUUUGAUAGGAACUCCAGCAACUACGACACCAGUGAGAAGAAACGAAAGCCCGCAUGGACAGACCGCAUCUUGUGGAGGUUGAAGCGGCAGCCCCAGGCCGGCCCCCACACCACUGGACUGCCAGCCCCAGACUUCUCCCUGUCUCAGAGGAGCUAUGGCAGCUACAUGACGUACACCAUCAGUGACCAUAAGCCUGUUGCAGGCACUUUCGACUUGGAGCUGAAGCCGUUGCUGUCUGCUCCACUGAUCGUUCUGAUGCCAGAGGACCUGUGGACCCUGGAGAACAACCUGAUGGUCAGCUACUCCUCAACCUCAGACUUCCCCAGGAGCCCGUGGGACUGGAUCGGACUGUACAAGGUGGGGCUGCGUGACAUUCAUGACUACGUGUCCUACAUCUGGGUUGGGGACAACCAGGUCUCCUUCAGCAACAACCUGAACCAGGUUUACAUUGACAUCAGCAACAUCCCUGCAACAGAAGAAGAGUUUCUCCUCUGUUACUACAGCAACAACCUGCGUUCUGUAGCGGGGAUAAGCAGACCCUUCCAGCCCUUUUCCCAGAGAAGAUGCCUCUGGGAGCCUUCGAGUGCCUGUCCUGUGUCCCGAGGCUGAGGCCCACUGCACUUGCUCUGUGCUGCAAGAACCAUCCAGAACCGUCCCCUGGCUUCCCACAGGCCAGAACAUUGUGACUGUUACAUUGUGCAGGGGGAAUUAGAAGUGUGGCUUUUA